This is a messenger RNA of Perkinsus marinus ATCC 50983, 1662 nucleotides long. RefSeq lists its product as hypothetical. Lineage: Eukaryota; Perkinsozoa; Perkinsida; Perkinsidae. The record is from RefSeq and is a predicted model, not a curated record. Gene Ontology annotation, molecular function: alpha-tubulin binding. Bases 1 to 1662 code for a protein of 553 amino acids. The transcript is spliced from 16 exons. Gene Ontology annotation, cellular component: mitotic spindle; axoneme. Gene Ontology annotation, biological process: mitotic cytokinesis; cilium-dependent cell motility; mitotic spindle organization.
AUGACGGCAGUAGCGAAGAACGCCCCACAGCUACGCAUUCAGCCGGCCUGGCUUCAACAUGAUAGACAGGUCCUGCGAUAUUACGCCUACUUUCAAGAGCCUGUGGUGGAAUCCCCUGUGGAGAACUACAGGGUUAGGAAAUGUACGAUACUGUAUUACCUCGAGGACGGCUCCCUGCAUAUACUCGAACCUAAGAUCCUCAACAGCGGCCUCCAACAGGGGGCCUACUUGAAGCGCCAUAGAGUGCCCAACGGUGAAGGGGAGUAUUUUGGGCCGGAGAACCUACGUUGUGGUAUCACCAUCAGCGUCUACGGGCGGAAGUUCAUGAUUACUUCUUGUGAUAAGUUCACGAGGGACUUCUACACUGAACACGGACUGGACCUAGGGGAAGAACGCGAGAUUCCGAUUGACCAGUACACCGCUUCAGUGAAGAGGACAGCUGAAUUGGCUCAGCAGCCUAUACCGGAGCUGUCAGGAACAAAAAGGCACGGUAAUCCUAAAAUGAGGCAAUACUUGGAGAACGAUGGGAAAGUGCUGAGGUUCUAUGCCUAUUGGGACGACAAGACCCGAUACGGCACAAGGCAGUACUACACCAUACACUUCUUCCUGGUUGAUGACACGUUGGAGAUUCUCGAGAUCCAUACUAGAAAUUCUGGUCGUGAUCACUACCCUACCUUUUUCAAGCGAGGACCGCUCUCCAAGAGGCCAACACUGGUAGGCUCGGGGCGAUGGACGGGCGUCCGAGAGGACCAAGCUCAGGUCCAUACCCCAGGGAUGUUCGUGGACGAGAUGAAGGCCCUAUACGAGGAGACGGGCGGACAGACGCUGUACACCCCCAACGACCUCUCCACUGGCUCUACUAUGGCCGUCUAUGGUCGAGACUUCUUCAUAUACGACUGCGAUGCCGCUACGAGGGAGUUCUAUAAGAAGUACAAUGGCAACCCACAAGAUCCUGUGGAACUGGAUGUAGAACCACCAACACACUACGAGCUGACUAAACCACCCCAUAUAGGUGUGGGCCAGGAGGAGGACUCGAUAGGCUCUUGUUAUUCCCUCCGUCCGAAGCCCCCACGACAGGAUCUAAUCAAGAAGAUGAAGAACUCUGGUAAGGUACUGCGCUUCGAGGCUAGGAUGGAGAACAGGCAACCGGAGGAUGCCAACAGAAGGUUCAUAAUUGGCGUUUUCCUGUUGGAUGAUCAAGUUGCUGUAUGGGAGAUGAGAUGCCGUAAUUCUGGACAGACUGAGGGUAAAUUCUCGGAGAAAUCGAGGAAGAGGAACCCAGCGACUGGACAGUGGUUUACGCCGACUGAGUUCUUCGUGGGUGCUACGGUUGUCAUCGCAGCAAUCCCAUUCUAUAUCGUCAGAGCUGAUGAAUACACUCUCAAGUAUAUGGAGGAGCAAGGAUCGUCCCAGGGCUUCCACUACAGUGACAUCAACACUAUAGCGAGGAAAUUGGCUCCCCUACAAUCGUACCAAGACUUUACGUCCCGCGACCGUAUUGAUCCAGAUGAGUUCACUCAGUUGGUGACCGAGGCAACUGGGGAGCGUCUGGUGGACCACGAGAUAGUUACAAUCAUUCGCCAUUGUGGUGACCUCUCCACUGAGCCCUGCACCAUCGAUGUCCCAAAGGUCCUGCAGGCUGUCCAGCGAGCUCUACAGUGA